Molecule: messenger RNA, 3173 nt
Organism: Aplysia californica (California sea hare)
Lineage: Eukaryota; Metazoa; Mollusca; Gastropoda; Aplysiida; Aplysiidae
Product: ATP-dependent RNA helicase dbp2
Exons: 16
Coding region: 215-2272 (685 amino acids)
Cellular component (GO): nucleus; cytoplasm; ribonucleoprotein complex
Molecular function (GO): RNA binding; RNA helicase activity; ATP binding
Source: RefSeq, a predicted model, not a curated record
UAGUAAAUUACCUGCCCCUGCCACCUGCAGUGCUGUUUGGUCUCACUCAAAGAUUCCUCUUGCGUUUUCAACAAUAUUUUAUCGGAGACAAAAAAAGUAGUCAUCUCCGAUUCUAUCAAGAUCUAGGUCUAGAUCUAGAUAUCUAGAUCUAGAACCCGCUCGUUUCUUUUCUCUUGCAUUGUGAAAUACUCAGCGCUAAAGUAGGAUACUUACCAUGUCAUACAGGGACCGUGACCGUGAUCGUGGAAGAGGACCAAGCAGAUCAGACGGUGGUCCAUUUUCGAGAGGUCGCUAUGACAGAGAUCGAAGUAAUAGUAGAGCCAGUUAUGACAGAGGGGGCAUGAUGGAUCGAGGCAGGAUGUCCCUGAAAGGUUCUCAGCCAGGCCAGAAUUUACGCAAACCACGAUGGGAUCUGGCGCGUUUGUCCAAAUUUGAGAAAAAUUUUUACAAGGAGCACCAAAAUGUAUCAAGGCGAACGCAGCCUGAGAUCCAGCUAUUUUACACUCAACAUCAGAUCACCGUAAGUGGCAAGAAUCUACCAAAACCAAUGUAUACCUUUGAAGAGGGACUUUUUCCAGACUAUGUCAUGAACCAGAUUCGCAAAAACAGCUGGACUGCACCAACACCCAUUCAGUGCCAGGGGUGGCCUAUAGCUUUGUCUGGACUGAAUAUGGUUGGAAUUGCACAGACAGGCUCAGGAAAAACUCUAGCAUUCAUUCUUCCUGCAAUUGUGCAUAUCAACAACCAACCAUAUUUGGAGCGUGGAGAUGGACCAAUUUGUCUUGUUCUAGUUCCAACUCGAGAGCUAGCGCAACAAGUACAGCAAGUGGCGCAGGAGUUUGGUAGAGCUUCACAAAUCAGAAAUGCUUGUGUGUAUGGAGGGGCUCCGAAAAGACCUCAGCUGAGGGAUCUUGAACAAGGAGCUGAGAUCUGCAUCGCUACACCAGGGAGGUUGAUCGAUUUGCUGGAAUCAAAUAAGACGAAUCUGAAACGAACUACGUACUUGGUACUGGAUGAAGCUGACCGCAUGCUGGACAUGGGUUUUGAACCUCAGAUCCGAAAAAUUAUAGAGCAAGUCAGGCCUGACCGGCAGACAUUGAUGUGGAGUGCAACAUGGCCCAAGGAAGUAAGGAGGCUGGCUGAAGAUUUCCUUGACGAUUAUGUUCAAGUGAAUAUAGGUGCCCUGCAGCUCACAGCUAACCAUAACAUAUUGCAGAUUAUUGAUGUAUGCAUGGAGUUUGAAAAAGAAGACAAAUUGGUAAAGCUUCUAACAGAGAUCAUGCAAGAAAAGGAAAAUAAAACAAUCAUUUUUGUUGAGACCAAGAGGAAAGCAGAUGACAUCUCAAGAAGGAUGAAAAGAGAUGGGUGGCCAGUGAUUUGCAUUCAUGGUGAUAAAUCCCAACAGGAGAGAGAUUGGGCUCUCAAUGAAUUCCGCAGUGGGAAAACUCCCAUUCUCCUUGCCACUGAUGUUGCUUCACGGGGUUUGGAUGUGGAAGACAUUAAAUUUGUCAUCAACUUCGACUAUCCAAACUGUUCGGAGGACUAUGUUCAUCGUAUUGGACGGACAGCACGUUCAACCAACACUGGCACUGCUUACACUCUGUUUACCCCUGGCAAUAUCAAACAGGCACCAGACCUGAUCUCAGUGCUGCGGGAAGCGAAACAGGUUGUGAGCCCUAAGUUGUUGCAGCUUGCUGAUUCCUCCAGGAACUACCAGGGAAAAAGUCGGAGUCGAUGGGGUAACAAGGACCGAAGUAUGGGCUUCUCUGAUGGCCGUGACAGAGAUCGAAGCUCCAGCAACAGAGGAGGAGGAGGGAGCUCAUUUGGUUCUCGUCGAUCCUUCGGAGGAAGUGGUGGAGGUGACCGGACAGAUACCCAUGACAAGCCAAAAAGUUUACAUCAACAACGCUCUCAGCCACUGAAACCAAACAUCUUCAGUCAACAAACACCAAGACACAGUUAUUUCAGCACAUCUAGUUUGCAGAAUCAGUCAGCACCAGAACCUCUAAUGAACUCGUCUCCUGGAAAUGUUCAGAACAGUGGGAACCAGCACUCGUCACGAGGAAAUUUUCAGCCUGCCCAACAAGGAGGUUUCAACCAGAAGCUGCCGCAAGGUGGAAUGAAUGUGACAGGUUUCAACAAUCAAGCUGUGUUUCAGGGCCAACUGCAACAAAGCUGGCGCCAAAAUCAAAACAUGCCACUGCAGCAGUUCAGGCCGCCUCUGCCCAUGAGUAACCCACCACCGCCUCCACCGCAGAAUCAAGGAUUUUAAGCCUCCUGCUUCCCUAUUUCUCUGUCUGUGACAGGAAUAACCAGGGAUGCCAAUUUUUUGCGGGGUUUUCUUUUUUUCUUUUUGUUAUAUAUAAUGUAUGUUCCAUUUUUCCUGUUAUUAUCAUAUGGUGAGAAGAAAAGUUAUUAUCCUCAGCAUUUGUUUUUUUGUUUAACCCUGUAUUGAUUGUGUCCUUUAAGUUUGUUUUUGUUUGCAAGUGCGACUUACUAAAUUUUCACCUAUUUUCACAAAAUCCUAGUGGCAAUUCCUGAAGAACAAUAUUUGUGUACAGAAAUCAUGUGUAACUGUUUUUCUCUCUUCGUCCCACAUAUUCUUUCAUUGUCAUGUUAAUCACAUUUAACAGGCACUUGAUGUCAGUGUCCACCGUAAAGUAUAGGAGGGGAAUGACGAUUAUUUUAGUCUCUUCAUAAUAAAACAAAAAAGCUUUAUGAUGUAUUUGGUUCAUGCUCUUUGAGGACUGAUGUUUUCUUUUUACUUUCACUCUCCAUCUUUUAUUUUUAUUGGAAUAUUUUUAUUUUCACUUCAGCUUCACUUAACCUCUCUCUUACUUAUUGACACCACGUUGAUUUGUUAUUUUUAUGUGAAAAAAAAAGUACAUUACAUACUAUUUAUAUUGCUUUUUGUUUUGUCGGAACAGUAGGCUACUGGCUCUGUAAAUGCGUAAUGUAUAUAUAUAUAUAUAUCCCGAACAUAAUUGUUUCUUUAAAAAAGAUACCUUACCAUAUGUCCUUAAGCACACUUUUGUAUUUGGGAAUACUGUUUUUGGUAGGUUACUCUUCUUCUAGGUAGCAACUGCGUUUAUCGCGGCCACUGUUUUUGGCAUGGCCACGAUUUUUGCAUUUAAAAAAACAAAAAAAAACACUGCCAGGAAAUAAAAUAUUUU